Messenger RNA from Lolium perenne, 1946 nucleotides. RefSeq lists its product as uncharacterized. NCBI's taxonomy places the organism in Eukaryota, Viridiplantae, Streptophyta, Magnoliopsida, Poales, Poaceae. The record is from RefSeq and is a predicted model, not a curated record.
GUCUCUGCGUUACCCAAAUUUCCCCGACCCAUUUUUUCUCCAGACCUUGCCGGGCCAAGGCUCGGACGUGCGCUUCAGCCGUGGAAUGGUAGGAGAGGUCCUCGCAGUUUUGGCCGCCGCCGGGGAGGCGCAUGGUGGCCCGUAGCUCGGAUGCCGGGAGCAUCCGCGCUGCCGGCAGGCGCCUGGUCCCCGACAGCUCGAUCUAAAGACCCCAAUGCGGCGGACCACGCCGCUGGCUGUUCCCGCAAUGGAGCUGAGGGCUGGGGCUCGCCGCUGGCGUUGCCCUCGUUCAGUGGCGACAGCUGCAACGCCCACUCCGCAGGCGACGCGGCACAUGCCUCACUGCUUCAGUUUCACCCUGCAAGCAGUAAUGGUAGUUUCAUUGGGCAACUAAACUGUGGCAAUACAUUCAGUUCAUGUGAUUGGGCUUGUCUCUUCGAGCUUGGCGCAGGAGGAGGCAGAGGUCUCCAGGCGAGCACACUAAUUGCUCUGUUUCUUAUCCUGUCCUGUGCUGUGGUCAUCGUUCAGUGCUUCACGGGUUCUGAUGUAUUGAGAUGGUGAUCUUCCUAUGCGACACAUGAUACUAAAAUCACCCCCAUCUACCCUACAAGGCUACAACAGGAUGAGGCCUUGUGCUCUUUUGGUAAAAGCGUAAAGACCGUCUUGUUGGUGGGACGAUGGUGGACACCAUGGGUGAUGCAUGGGAUAGUUCUGGAGGCAAUUAAUGGAUGGCUCCAGACCUAGUGGUUGUGCCUUUGGGUUGCACUGGCGCAACCCAUGUCAAUGUGUGGAUGGGGCUGGAUAGGUGUGUCUAUGGUCCUAUUGAGUCACUGGUCCUUUUUUUUACGGAUUGACUGUGUGUGGAAUGUCCUUUGUUGGCGCUGAUGUGGUAUGUAGUAAGACUUGUCAAGUCGUGGACCAUGGAUAACAUGAGUGGUGCACAUUUCUUGUGAUAUGUGUUGGUUCUGCUUUAUUCCUGUGUCUACCCGUUUGGUACUUAUAUAGAACUAGUUUGUCUAUGUGGCCUUCCCAUUGCUAGGUUUUCCUUUUGUAAGGGUUUUUGCCUGAUUUCCCUACAAACUGGAAAAGUUUUGUGAAGCUUGGCAAUAGUAUUUAUUCAUCAUAAAAAAAUGAACACCCUAUAUCGAUCUUGCCACAGCGACUUAACAGAAAAAACGUUACCCUUGGCCCCUACGACCCAGCACUACACACAAGAAUUUAGCUCUUGACAGGUACGUUCGUCGUCAUAAACCGAGAAAAUAUAAUGGUAGGAUACGUACCUCGUGAUCCUGAAAGUAGGUACCUUUUAAAGGAAACUUUCCUCGCAUCGCUGUCCGAAAGGGUAUCUGAUCAUUCAUGUAUUCAACAAUUAAAUAAGGACAAAAUAAACUUAAUCUAAUACUCACAUGCGCACACAUUCCCAAUUUAUUCCAUAAUAUAAUCACUAGAAAACGAUUAUGAUUCAAUGCUAAAUUACAAGAAAUCAGAACGAUGGGGAUGAUUGUGGAUCAAUUUGUACAAAUUGACAACAAUAAACUGAUAUGAAACUGUAAGAUUAUUAAAACAGCUGAAUGUGUAAUAUUACCUAUAAUUUAUAUAAUAACUACCAAUUGGGUUUAGCUACUUGCGUAAAAAUAUGUGUUUAGCUACAGAACUGCAUAACUCAUACAUUUAUAAUUUCAAAAUUUUGUUCCAGGUAGUAACACUUUGUAUCUCCAUAACACACGUGCUCUUUUGCAUCACAUUACUUUUAUUAAUAUUAGUAUGUCCCAAGUAAGUGGUUGCUCACUUACUUGGGACAAACUAGGUUGUCAAUUUUUCAAGAGGCACAUAUGUGGCGUUCUGCCGGCAGUUCCAGCGUGGCCAGCCUUCUGCCAAGACCAAGGGAACCCGACUAGGCUGGAAACUUGUAUCUUUAUCCCUGUAAAGAAAAGUUGUCUACCUAG